Messenger RNA from Onychostoma macrolepis, 2816 nucleotides. RefSeq names its product host cell factor C2 (gene hcfc2). Gene Ontology annotation, biological process: regulation of DNA-templated transcription; chromatin remodeling. Gene Ontology annotation, molecular function: transcription coactivator activity; protein binding. Gene Ontology annotation, cellular component: histone methyltransferase complex. Lineage: Eukaryota; Metazoa; Chordata; Actinopteri; Cypriniformes; Cyprinidae. The coding region runs from base 106 to 2319 and encodes 737 amino acids. The record is from RefSeq and is a predicted model, not a curated record. The transcript is spliced from 16 exons.
CGAUUUCACGCACGGGGAAGCGCUACGAACUGUUUGCAUGUAGUCCGCCUUUAACUCCAAUGCAAUUGUGCAAAAUCAAACCUAUGUAAAUACCGAUAACCUAUUAUGAUUAAUAAGAGUCCCAUAUGGAAAAGAGUGCGGUCUUACGCUGGACCUGUUCCGAGGGCGAGACACGGGCACCGGGCCGUGUCCAUACGAGAGCUGGUGGUUGUGUUUGGAGGUGGAAACGAGGGAAUAGCGACCAAUCUGCAUGUUUAUAACUCGGUGACCAGGCAGUGGUUCCUGCCAGCAGUGAGGGGUGAUAUCCCACCUGGAUGUGCCGCUCAUGGCUUUGUUUGUGAAGGCACACGGAUCCUGGUGUUUGGAGGGAUGGUUGAAUUUGGGCAGUAUACCAACAGCCUCUAUGAACUGCAGGCCAGUCGAUGGUUGUGGAAGAAACUCAAGCCCCGCCCACCAAGGAACGCAUCACUUCCAUGCCCACGGAUUGGCCACAGCUUCACUCUUCAUGCUAAUAAGUGUUACCUUUUUGGUGGAAUGGCCAAUGACAGUGAAGACCCAAAUGGCAAUAUUCCACGGUAUUUAGAUGACUUCUAUGAGCUGGAGCUGCAGGUCCAGUCUGGGGUUAAAGGCUGGAACAUCCCUGAAACCAAAGGUGGAGGUCCGUCAGCCAGGGAAUCCCAUAGUUCUGUGGUGUACUGUGGCAAGAGUGGGAGUGGCCCAAAGCUCUACAUAUUUGGGGGCAUGUGUGGGGAGAGACUGAAUGAUUUGUGGCAACUAGACAUUGAGACUAUGACUUGGUCAUUACCUCUCAUCAGAGGUCAGCUGCCACUACCCAGAAGUCUGCACACCUCCAAUGUGAUUGGAAACAAGUUAUAUGUGUUUGGAGGCUGGGUUCCCGUUGGAGAGGCAGAGGACGCGCUCGCUGCCGAUGGAGUCAAGUGGGUCUGCACCAACUCUCUUUCCAUGCUAAACCUUGACACAAUGACAUGGCAUGAAUUGACACCGGAAGAACACCAGCAGGGAUCGGCUUCAGACAUACAGCUGGGCGAACAGGAAGAGGGUAAUGCACACUGGCCAAAAGCACGAGCUGGACACUGCGCAGUAACCGUUGGCACUCGUCUGUAUGUCUGGAGCGGGCGAGAUGGAUACAAAAAGUACAAUAACUACCAGGUGUGCUGCAAAGAUCUGUGGUACCUGGAAACAGAGAGGCCUCCCACUCCUGGUGCAGUGUUCCUUGUGAAGUCCACAAUUAAUAUGCUGCAUGUUGCCUGGCGACCUCUACCUGCAGCUGAAUGUUAUUUGCUUCAACUGCAGCCAAUCACCUCUCAGUCUGCUUCCACUGAACCACAGUCCACACCAUCAGGCACUGGAGACAGAAAGGAAUCUGUUCAAACAGACUCCCAGCAAAGUGCUGAUGUCAAAGUUAAAGAAGAGAAAGAAUCUUCAUCACAGGAAAACGUUUUGAGGCCAAAAGAACUAGGUGAAGACAGGGCAGACGUCCGGUCAAAAGGUGACAAAGAUCAAGAAGGUGUUUCCGUGAUGCCAUCAAACGUGAAUAAGGCUGGUAAGCUGAAUAGUGCAUCUCUGUGCCAGAAAGAACGAGACAUUUCUCUGAUACCAUCCCAACAGUCUGAGGACUCUGUGUGGUUUGAUGUGGGUGUGUUUAAAACACUGUAUUGUGAGGUUACACACUACUUCCUGCCUUCUGAGGAAUGUGACGUGGCAUCGACCCUGUUUGGUCAAAACUCAUCUGACAGUGAGUGGGAGUUGCCAGGUCCUCAUUGUUUUAAGGAUCGUGAGAAGCAGGAAUUGGCCUCAGGAGUCACAUAUAAGUUCAGGGUGGCGGGACUGAACAGCCGUGGCCUGGGCAACUUCAGUCCCGUCAGCGAGUUUAAAACCUGCCAGCCUGGAUUUCCUGGAGCACCAUCUGCUGUCAAAAUCACCAAGGAUAAAGAUUCAGUGCAUAUCACCUGGGAGCCUCCCACCUCUCCGUCGGGGAAGAUCACGGAGUAUUCCAUGUACUUGGCUGUGAGGAAGAGUCGAGGGAACAGCGUGGAGCGACCUGGCGAGCUGGCCUUCAUCCGAAUCUACCGUGGUACCAAGACCUCAUGCACAGUCAGCGAAAGCCAGCUGAGCAACGCACACAUCGACUGCUCGGCACGGCCUGCUGUCGUCUUCCGUAUCGCUGCCAAAAACGAGCAGGGCUACGGUCCGGCCACUCAGAUCCGCUGGCUGCAAGAUGCGAGUAAACUGAAAUCGUCAGUGACACAGGCAGACACCAGUCUUCCAGCAGCAGAGCCUGACACCACCUGCAGAUGAACUCUCACCCCUGAUGGGUCGGCAAGCUGCUGCACUGACUUCCAAAGCUCUAAUACUUCAGGACUGCAUUUCACUCUCUUUAUUAUUCUACAACGCCAUUUUAAAUUAACUCUUCUGAUGACUGAUCUUAGUACACUGUUUUUCUAUAUCUUGAUUGCCUUUUAAUGUCAUGGUAUCGUUUAUACUGUAAGCUUUAGGUUUAUCAGUAUCAGUCAAAAAGGUCAUCAUCACUGUAAAAUGUACAUAAUACGCUAACACUUUUUAUACUGAGUUCAUAAAUUUAUUUUUAUUAUGGAUUGUUGUAGCCACAGGCAACACUUUUUUUAUACCUCCAAAUCCCUACUUAUGGUCUUUGUGAGCAAAAAUUAUUCACGCCUUAGUGGAAAAUGAGCUACUUCUCCAUAUCUUAAACUGCAUGUAUGUUUCUUAAAAUAGGCUCCUGUAUUUUUAGGAACUGCAUAAUUGACAGUAGUUGGAACAUAAACAUCUCCACCAGA